Messenger RNA from Phaedon cochleariae (mustard beetle), 932 nucleotides. Lineage: Eukaryota; Metazoa; Arthropoda; Insecta; Coleoptera; Chrysomelidae. The record is from the annotation of a GenBank genome assembly.
ACCAAUUGUUUCAGGUCUCCAAUUUCAGCUUACCAAGAAGAAAUCAAGCACAAAACUUCCCUCCAGUGCUCCUUGGGGUAUUUGAGCUUCUUCGCUUACCUUAACAUCAAUUUUGUCUCGUCAUACACUAUGAACUAUUAUGAAGAUACCUAUGAAAAGUUCAAUCCGUACUUGAACAAGACUUCAGUAUACCGAGAUUUCGUAUACCCUAUGUGGCUUCCUUUCGAUUAUUCUGUAUCCGAUGGGCAUUACUUUUUGACUUUCAUGUAUCAACCAAUAGGGUAUUAUGUGCUAGUAGGAGGAUUUCUCACUUUGGACUGGUUAUUCCUCAAUAUUAUCACACAUUUGAGAAGCCAAGUAACGGUUAUAGCAUUCGCCUUGACCCAAGUGGAUUGCAAUAUUCCAGGGAAAAGAAGUUUCAAGUCGGACAAUGUCCAGGAAAUGAGGAUAGUCAAGUGCAUCCAAGAACUUGAUGUAAUAUUAGGCCUGGCAGAGAAACUGGACAGUUUGAUAACUGUGGCGGUUUUUUCCACCUUCUCAUCUUCAUUAUUAAUUCUUUGUUGUUUGUCCUAUCUAGCUACGGUGUUGAGUGCUUCGUUUCAAAUAUCUCUUUAUGCAUCAAUAUUUGGUGUUACUUUGAUCGAAAAUUUUGUUGUCUGUUGGUUUUGUCAAGAAUUCACAUCAGAGUUCUUUAUUGUUUUGAGGAAUGUUUACGAUCUUGACUGGUUGCGCUACUCAACGAGUUUGAGAAGAAAAUUGGUUAUUUUGAUGACAAGACUUCAAAAACCGCCAACCUUCACUUUGCUACGAUGGUCUAAUAUCGACAUGCUUUUAUUCAUAAAAGUUGUGCGACUGGCAUCCUCAUUCUAUACAUUGUUAUCAAACAUCAAUGGAAAGUAAUGGACAUAAUAAUAUGAUAAAUGCAUUGAACG